Cercopithifilaria johnstoni is the source of this 2406-nucleotide messenger RNA. NCBI's taxonomy places the organism in Eukaryota, Metazoa, Nematoda, Chromadorea, Rhabditida, Onchocercidae. The record is from the annotation of a GenBank genome assembly.
AUGGCUGAACAACAACAACAACAACAGGAGCAACAAGAACGAGGAAAUAAUCAAAGUCGUUUGCCAAGCGAUUGGUUUUAUUCGUCAGUGAUGUUAACAAAUCAUUUGGAUAUCGGUGAACAUGCUGGUAUUGGUAGUUUUCAAAUGGAUCACCUGGAACAAAAUGAUCAAUCAAUAUUAGCCUGUAAUAAUCUUUCGAUUCCAGAAUUUUCGCGUAUUUGCCAAAAUACUGACGUAGCAAACGAUCUAUACCCUGAUAUUGUAACUACUACUUCCUCAUCCACUUCUCCUUCCACAUUAUGCAAAUCAUCAUUUCAGAUUUCCUGUUUGGAAACAUCUAUCUCACAUGAUAAAAUCAUUCAAAAUCAAGAUAUACAAAUCAAAGAUUCAAGUAGUGAAUCAAAUAUAGGCACUGAUACUAAUUUUACCUAUACAAUUGUUAGCAAUCCGAAUUCCCUAAUGACCAAUCGAUCUAGUAUGAACAAUUGUAAUCGUAAAUUACAGAGCCAAUACCGAAGUAAACGUAAUCAACGUGGUAAUGUGGAUAAACCACGUAUAACGUUAAUCUGUAAUAAUAAUGUUGGAAGUAGCAGUAGCAGAAAAAAUGAUAAUAUUCAGCUAGAAAGGGUCGAAAAAGUAGAAGUAGAAGAUAGUGACGGUGAUGGUGGAAGAGCACCGCCCAAUGUACUUUAUUCACACUCAACAGCAAAUAGCUCCGAUAAAAUGAAAUGGGAUUGUGGUGUGAGGUGGCCAUCAGCAAAGCGAACCGGAAUGCUCACGUCAUCUUAUUCAGUGAAUAUCGAUGCGCACGACAAUUCAGGCGCACCAGAUGACGGUAUGACAACAGCAAUGGAUAUUGAUGGUAAUGCGGGAAUGAUCGAAUCAUCUAUAAUUGAUAUUGGAUCGGAAUUUGGUAGAAAUACUGGAGAAGUGAUUCAGGAGAUGAAGGUGACAACGAAUACGAUUCUUGAUAACGAAGGAUCAAAAGGUAUUGCCGUUCCAAAAGCAACCAUACAACUUCAGAAUGAAUCCAAUUUAACGGAUGCAACCACUGUAACGGCAAAAGGAACAACAUCUCCAUCAGUUUUGCCAUCAUCAAAGGUUGGAUUGGAUGAACAAUCUUCGUCACCAAUAGCUUUAUUCGAAAAUUUAUCACUACCCUCCAAAAAGGUACCGAUUAAAAAGCGACUCAUACAUAGUUCCCUUACAACAGCAUCAUAUAAUAAGAGUGCAAAAGCGACAAAUACCUGUACGAACAUUUCACCGAACACGUAUGAUACCUUAUCGGAGCAUCAUCAACCUCUACCGACAACAAUCGCUUCUGGUGCGAUAGUUGCAAGUACUGCUACAGAGAGUGCAUUCUCGAGCUGUUAUCAAAUAACAGCAACCGGAUCAACGGGUACUAUGAUCAAUGAGGAUCCUAUGCCACCUGUAACUACUUAUUCGAAACUAUUGACUAGUAAUGAUGCUUAUGGAAGUGUACUGAAUGAUCACGCUAUCAGGAUUGCAUCCAACUCUGAUCCAUUACCUAUAGCAGCGGCAAAUAGCUUAUCCGAAGCAGAAAUCGUUAACUUAUUAUGCCGAAAUCUUUGCGAUAUUGAGCGUAUUAUUGCACAACAACGGAUUGCUUAUUCCGGAACAUCAGCUAUCCAACUACCAUCGCUACUAUCACAAUGUAAUGAUGAGCAUAAAUCACAGGUAAGCUAUACGGGUUCAGGAAUUGUACCACAUCAUGAACAACAACAGCAACAACAAUAUCACCAUCAUCAUCAUCACCAUCAUCAUCAGAAUGUUGCUAUGGAGCGACGACGAUCUGGUACAAUAGACAGCAACGAUACACGGCGAUUUCAUCCAUAUGUGACAAUACCAGCAGCAGCGACAACAACAACAACAACAACGACGACAACAACAAAAGCAAUACCAACAACAGCCUGUUGUAGCAAUAAUAUCACCGUUUGGUCACCAUCGGCACCAUCUCGAGCUGAUCUCAAGCAGAAAUAUCUCCGUUCCCUAGCACCUGUACUUUAUGAUUUAUUAACCGAUGAUUGCGAAUCCAAGAAUUGUCAAAAAACCACUGAUUCAAUGGAUUGUUCAAUUUUGAAAAGUUGUGUGGAACCAUCUAUGGAUUCCUAUUUUCGAUCUUUGUCACUGUUAGCUGCAACUGCUAGCCUUCCAUUUACUAAUAACAAAUUUGAUCAUUUACCGUUCAAUUAUAUUGACUAUUUUGCCCUUCAGCAGUGUAGUUUAUUAUUCGGAUCAACACCGGUAACAUCCACUGAUUUGCUCAAAUUGGCUCAAUCAGCAAAUCUUCUGCAUAGUGCCGCCCUAACGAUACCAACAACCAAUCCGGAAACAAUAUUAUCCGACAAAAUUCCAUUCACCAACAAGAUUGAUCAGGUAAACUAG